Messenger RNA from Tribolium castaneum (red flour beetle), 2763 nucleotides. RefSeq lists its product as uncharacterized. The transcript is spliced from 2 exons. The coding region runs from base 151 to 2694 and encodes 847 amino acids. NCBI's taxonomy places the organism in Eukaryota, Metazoa, Arthropoda, Insecta, Coleoptera, Tenebrionidae. The record is from RefSeq and is a predicted model, not a curated record.
AAUUUGGACCAAUCACGCAUCUCAAUCUCAAAUGUCAGAUUCAAAAAAACGGUUUUGUUGUCGGUUUGUCAUUUGUGUGCCUUGUUUACUGUAAAGUUACUAUAAAAAGCGAAUAAUUGGAUUUAACACAACGUUAAAGCUUGCAUUAAAAUGUCAGUGAGGUCCAGCAGACGUUUAAAUAAAAAACUAAAUCCACCUGAAAUGGAAAGCACCAGUGGCCCCUUAAGCAGUGCCAAAGCAACAAGAAGUGGACGAAAAGUCAGAAAAACGAACGAUUUGCUUUUCUUCAGUUUUAAUGCUUCUGCAGUGGAAAAAGAAGACGAAAAUAUUAAGCCAACGUCGUCAAAGCAUAAUAAACAGAAUUUGCCUCGUUUGGAGUUCGAUGAGAGCGGGAAAAGUGACAAAGGAAGCCCUUUUUUGUUCAAGGAAGUUCAAAAAAUCUCGCCGCCACCUGUACCAAAAAAUAAAAGAAAAAUCGUCAAAGCUAAGAGAGUUCUUAGGAGUACCAAGCAAUGUGAACUGGAAGACAAGUGCAAUGAUGAGACAUUAGAUCUCACUACAAAAAGUUUGAAGGAGAAAUCUUCCGAAAAUUCUGUAAAUCUUGUGAGUGAUGGUGAGGGAAGUUCACGUUUCAUCACAGUCACGGAGAAAAUGGCUCAAGAUGGACACGUGAAAAAAGAAAAUAAACAUGGCAAGACACCAAAGGUCAAAAGACAGAGUGGGAAAGGAGAGUUUUCUUCGUUUAGAGACAUUGAAGAUUUUAAAUCUCUUGAAGAACCGUCAGAAAAUUGCAAGAGCGUAAAUUUGAGCCCUUUAAAUGAAGAUGAGGGAAGUUCAAGCUACAUUGAAGUCAACGAGAAGAGUACACAAGAUGGACGUAUUACAGAGAAAAAUAGUCCUAGCAAUGGUACUUUCCCCAAUUUUGUUGCUUCAAGCAAGACACCAAAGACCAAAAAACAGAAUUUGUCUUCUUUGGAAGCGGACGAAAGUGGGAAAGGAAAGUUUUCUUCGUUUAGGGAAAUUGAAGAUUCAAAAUCUUUUGAAAAUUGCAAGUCUGUAAACUUGAGUCCUGUGAAUGAAGAUGAGGGAAGUUCAAGCUACAUUGAAGUGCAGGAAAAGACUACUACAGAGAAGAUCAGUCCUACCAUUGAUUUGCCCAAAUUUAAUUUUGUUGCUUCAACGGCGAAAAAAGAAAAAAAAUCUGAAACAUCAAAGGACAAAAAACAAAAUGUGCCUGUCAUUGAGUUGGACGAGAGUGGGAGCAGCAGUGAAGAGUCCUUUUCAUUUAAAGAAAUUGAAAAUUCCGCCAAGCAUUGUGAGGAAAAUGAUGAGACAUUUAAUGUUGAAACAAGUAAUUCAUAUUUGGAUCGAAAACCAAUUAAACAACCGUCUGAAAAUUGCAAGAGUCAAGAAAACGACAGUAAUGUGCAAAGUGAACAGUUGAUUUCAAAGAUUGGCCAAACCACUGUCUCUGAGCAAUUAAGUGAAAAGAAAGAGUCUUUUGGUUCAAACUUGAUUGUCAGUUUAUUGCCAAGCCCCAUAUCACCUUCAACACAAAGUUUAAAAGAUGAAGCUCCACCGUAUUUGUCUGUGCAUUCAGCUGAAGACCCAAUCCAGCCGUCUUUGAAUGGAAGCAGUGAUGAGACCUCUAUCAGAAGGAGAACGUACGAACUGGAAAAUAGUGUUAAUGAUAUAUCACUCUUGAAGUCCGUAUCAGGGAAAGAUGGAACCAAAUCGUCCCUUGGUGACGAUAAUUCAGAAGAGUAUGUAACGCCCCAAGUGAUGUUUUCUAAAGUUACUCAAAGAAAAAGGUGGAAUAAAGUUAACACCACACCGUUUCAAAUUAAGGGCAGUCCGAGGUGGAUUAGCAGUCCAAGACCGUCAACCUCCAAGUCGACACCAGGAGUUACAAAGCCACGAGUUUCGCCAAAAUUAAAAAAUCCCAAACUCUCAGCGAAAAAACCCCUUUCUAAUGUCAAAGUGCCAAACUUUGCGGCAAUUCACAAACGAGCAAUGGAUAGGGUUGAAAGUAUAGUUGAAUACAAACAGAGAAAGGAGGAAAGAGCAAAGAUGUUAAUAUCAGGGAAAAAGCCGCAAAAACAAGCGGAAAAACCCGAGAAAGUAGGGAGAAAACAGUUGAGGUUUGCCCCAGACACUGCUGAGAAGGAUAAAUCGAUGACGUUUAUUCCCUUGCCCUCAACACCAUUGCCAAAGGGUGUGAAGAAGAACUUUGAUGAAAGUCUUGCGAGUGAGAACGAAGAGGAAAUCCAACCUCCUGUCUUCAAAUUUCCGAAACCAACUUUCGCGUUCGAGACUAAAAUACGCUCGCCUGUUUUCAAGUUCACCAAACCGACUUUUACAAGUGAAGAGAGAAGUGCACUGGAAAAGAAAAUUAAUAACCUUGCAAGUCACAUCCCACGAAUGCAGAAAACCAAUUUCGGAUUCCUUAGGCGUGAAGCAAACGAUGAAAGAAGAGCCCUGGUGGAGAAGAAUUGCAAUAUUAAUAAAUUUGGAAUUUCAAACCCAUUCCACUCCAAAAGUGCAAAAGCACAAGUCAGACUUGAAGAAAUCAAAAGUGUCGCCACUAAAAGCAAGCCAGUUAAAAACACACUUGAGGCUCGAAAAUGCACAAUCAAGGGGGUGAGGUCGAACCGAAGAUUUGAAUUAUUGAUGAACAUGAGGAAGGGGAAGUAGGUUUAGUUUUUGUUUUACAUUUUAACGUUUGUACUCAUUACACAUUUAAUAAAGAUUCAUUUAACGGCA